Messenger RNA from Periophthalmus magnuspinnatus, 2897 nucleotides. RefSeq names its product myogenesis-regulating glycosidase-like. Lineage: Eukaryota; Metazoa; Chordata; Actinopteri; Gobiiformes; Gobiidae. Gene Ontology annotation, molecular function: hydrolase activity, hydrolyzing O-glycosyl compounds. The coding region runs from base 156 to 2231 and encodes 691 amino acids. The transcript has 6 exons. Gene Ontology annotation, biological process: skeletal muscle fiber development; carbohydrate metabolic process. The record is from RefSeq and is a predicted model, not a curated record.
CAGUGGAUGCUUUGUGGCUGUGCGCAGGACAAACUGGGCAAAGUCAGGGACACACUCAUGGGGCAGUUUGCGGAUGAUCUGAAAAAGGAAAGAAUGAAGAUUUGUAAACAAGGUCCCAUGGUUUAUGUCUAGAAAAACUAAAAUUCAUCUGCAGCAUGUAUCAGAUUGUCCCAGUGGCUCCUGGGGAGCCGCAGCUGGAUGGGUCGCCUUUGAAGAAAAAGCCAGGUUAUGAAGGCCGGCCGAUGGUGCUGGCUGGGCUGUUGGGUUGUAUGCUCGUGCUAGCGGCUGUAGUCGCCUGGUGUUACUACUCAGCUUCUCUGAGAAAGGCCCAGCUGCUGAACACUGAGCUACUGCAGCUGAACAGAGAUGGCUUCAUCAUCCGGAACCAGGCGGGGGCUGUCAUCUUCACAAUGGCAUUCAGGUCUGGCACUGUAGAUUUGGAUUCAUGCUCAAAAGAGAAAAAUAUUCUGAGGUGCACUCGUUCAAACACUGGAAAGCUGAACUUUUUUAUACAGACCAUUCAACCCAAAGACACAGUAACAUGCUACCGCGUACGCUGGGAGGAGCUGGAAGAUAAAGCACUCGUAGAACAUGCCAUGGGCUGUAAUGCCUCUCAUUGGUACGGAGGGGCAGAGCUGGCAACGCAACACUGGCCCAUAAAGAUCCAAGGCGAGGAGGAACCACGUCCCUUCAUCACUAGCGACGUGUACUCUAAGAGAAAUUCUUUUGGAGGGAUUUUGGAGCGUUACUGGCUUUCCUCAAAUGCAACAGCCAUCAAGAUCAAUGAUUCAGUGCCGUUUCACUUGGGUUGGUCAGAGAAGGACAGAACCCUGCGGUUUCAGGCACGAUACCUGGACUCUCCGUUCAGACCAGAGGAAGGGCAGCAGGCUGUGCCAGAGCUCAGCUACAGAGUGUGUGUGGGCUCUGAUGUCACCUCUAUUCAUAAAAUUAUGGUACGAAGGUAUUUUCCAAAACCCAUUAAGGUGCCAUCUCCUGAAGUGUUCAUGCACCCGCUGUGGUCCACAUGGGCUCUCCACAAGUCCGCCAUCACUCAGGAGAAACUUCUUAAGUUUGCCUCAGACAUCUCUAAGCAUGGAUUUACAUCUUCACAUUUGGAGCUUGAUGACCGUUACACAGCCGACUAUGGCGAGUUUGACUUUGACCCUCAAAAGUUUCCCAAUGCCACUGGUAUGUUUGACAAACUCAGAGUGGAUGGGUUUAAGGUGUCGCUGUGGACUCACCCUUUCAUCAAUUAUGAUUCUAUAAAUUUUGGCACUGCUGUGGAAAAAGGGUUAUUUGUACGGGAGCCUGGAGGGGAACUUCCUGCCCUAGUUCGAUGGUGGAAUGGCAUUGGAGGGAUUUUGGACUUUACUAACCCAGAAACCCGUGAGUGGUACUCCUCACACCUUCAUACGCUUAAAAAUCGCUAUGAGAUUACUUCCUUUAAGUUUGAUGCAGGGGAAACAAGCUAUCUUCCACGUCAGUUUAGCACAAUGGUCCCACUGUCUGACCCUUCGACCUUUACCCGGCGCUACAGUGAGAUGGCGUUACCAUUCAGUGAGCGCGCUGAGCUGCGAGUGGGCUAUCAGAGUCAGAACAUCUCCUGCUUCUUCAGGAUCAUUGAUAGAGAUUCAGUGUGGGGUUACGAGCUGGGGCUCAAGUCCAUCAUUCCCACAGUUUUAACCAUCAGCAUCCUCGGAUACCAGUUUGUCUUGCCUGAUAUGAUUGGAGGGAAUGCCUAUCCAAACCGCACUGCAGGUGUGGGUGAAAAUCGUGGCCUCCCCGACAGAGAACUCUACAUCAGAUGGUUGGAAUUGUCUGCUUUCAUGCCAGCUAUGCAAUUUUCUAUUCCACCUUGGGAAUAUGACAAAUCGGUUGUGGAAAUAGCACAGAAGUUCACUGAGCUCCACAAGACACUCGUGGCCCCAAGGGUGCUGGAACUUGCAGGGGAGGUUCUUGAUACAGGAGACCCGAUUAUAAGGCCUUUGUGGUGGAUUGCCAACAACGAUGAGGCUGCCUUCAAGAUUGAUUCCCAGUUUCUGAUUGGCGAUGAUUUAAUGGUGGCCCCAGUGCUUGAGCCAGGGAAGCAAGAAAGGGACAUCUACCUGCCAGCUGGAAGGUGGCGAAGCUACAAGGGUGAGCACUUUGAUAAAGGUCCUAUUUACCUCACAGACUAUCCUGUGGACCUAGACGAGGUGGCCUACUUUACAUGGGUGGACUCAAGUAACUGAGGGACUGCACAAACAUAGGUUUAUUUAAGACAUUCAGCCUAAACUUGCCCUCAGUUUCUGCACAUGCAAAUAGAAUGCAAUUAUGGCACUAAUUAUUAAUUCUGUUAAUGCAUUUUUUCUGUUAUUUGUUUGUUUGGCUGAUUAAUUUGGGUCAAAGCUGCCUUUCACAUUCUUCCAUCCUAUUAAUAUUAAACUAUACUGUAAGUAGCCUCUAGCGUAUACAACCUUAUCUAUAUCUUGUGUGGUCACUUGUGACUUGAAUACUCUGGUAAUUGUAGUCCCGAGUGAAGCCAUAUUAGAUUUGUGCCUGUAAUAGAAAGGUGAAUGUUUUCCAAGGAUCUUCAUGAAAUUUGAACCUGCAUUAUUUAAUGUUGCCUGCACUAUUCUAAAAUGAAGAGUUAUUUUUUAAAAGGGAAUUUGAAAUUGCAUUUAUUUAUUUUCUGUAGAAGUUUAACCUUUUACACUUACUACUGAAUUUAUUUUUUUGACUUGAUGCCAUACAUCCAUGUGCCAUCCAUUCCUGCCUUAUAUUUUGAAAUAAGAGAAUGCAAUAUUUUAUGUAACUCUGGCUGUGCCAAAUCAAAGUUUGUUGUAAAUACAUGUUGUACAUUACCUUUGUUAACUUUAGUGGAACACUGGAAAUAAAAGGUCCUGUUAAACUUUCAA